CAAGCUUUAUAUUUUAUGAGUCUAAAAGGAUGAAAGUUUAACUCUUGAGUGGUUAUUCAAAGUAUUAAGUAUGUGUAUAUAUUAGAUAUAUAGCUAAUUAUUUAUCUGGUUAAUUUGGUUUGGCUGGCUAGGAGUGCCUGAAACCAAACCAAACCACCUAAACCAAACAAGCUAAAAACUUUAACCAAACCAAACCAAUUAUCCAAAUUAACCAAACCAAAUUAUCCAAAUAGUACUGGUUAAAACGGUUACCAUGGUAACCACACCGUUUGAACACCCCUAACCGUUCAAGUUCGGUCACUCUCCGUUAGUCUCCAUUAACUUUAUCUGACGUGGCAGUCAACUCUGAGAGUUGACCGUUAAAUAAGUGACGUGCCCAUUAAAAAAAUGUAAAAAUAAAAAUUAUUAUUUAAAAAAUUCCACUUCAUUAUCACAAUAAAUUAAAAAAUAAAUAAUAAUUACAAUAUCAAAAAAUGCAAAAUUGAAAAAAAAAUCCUUAUUUUUGUCAUCUCGCUUGAGCCAUUCUGAUCCAGGGAUAGUUACAACUCCAUGGCCCCCGCUCCCGGUCUUCCACACCUUCCAAUCCAUUAUCAUCGUCGAUCAAUCAAUUCCUUCUCUCGCGGGUUUACAUUUUUCAAAGCUUCGGAUUCGGGCUAAAAUGGAGCUUUUGGUGAUCGUGACUUCUCAGGGGACGUUUUGUGGCGGCGGGGAGUUGGUGCCUUGCAGGGAGCUGAGAUUUUGCGUACCCACAAGGAACAGAGCCCCUCUCAACCUCUUCGAUCAAAAUUCCUGUCGUAGAUGCAGACUUCUCGCCUACAGCUCACCCUCACCACCUCCGCCCAAUCUGAACUCGUCCGGUCCGAUAGCUUUCCCGUUCACGAGCUCGCGAAAAGACCCAAUUUGAUUAAUAGAGUAAGGCUAUUUGUUGGGUUGGCGUUGGAUGUGGUCUCUGAUUCUCGUUCGCCAAAUCCGCCGCCGCCCAGUUGCUUCUGGCGAAAACACAGCUCCCCUGUUCCCCAUUCCGGUAGCCGCCACGAUUGACAGCUCCGAUUGCUGAAGAAGCCACAAGAUUGUCUCUCCAUCGAUUUUAUGACCCAAUUCUGAGUCAGCUGGAUGAUUUGUGCAACGCAAAGAGCUAGCAUCCGAAUCCUUCUUCCUCUUCCGUCCUCUUUUCUUUUCACUGCAGCAUACAUCGACGAGCAGCAUGGCUGCAAAUAUAUAUAGGGUUCACAAUUCCCUUUACAGUCACCUAGGAAAAGCGAAUAACCUACUUAGUCCUCA
This is a messenger RNA of Linum trigynum, 1281 nucleotides long. The record is from the annotation of a GenBank genome assembly. NCBI's taxonomy places the organism in Eukaryota, Viridiplantae, Streptophyta, Magnoliopsida, Malpighiales, Linaceae.